Messenger RNA from Eptesicus fuscus (big brown bat), 3729 nucleotides. RefSeq names its product serine/threonine-protein phosphatase 4 regulatory subunit 1-like. The record is from RefSeq and is a predicted model, not a curated record. NCBI's taxonomy places the organism in Eukaryota, Metazoa, Chordata, Mammalia, Chiroptera, Vespertilionidae. Bases 22 to 2859 code for a protein of 945 amino acids. Gene Ontology annotation, molecular function: protein phosphatase regulator activity. The transcript has 20 exons. Gene Ontology annotation, biological process: protein dephosphorylation.
CGCCUCUAAGCCCAUCCCAAGAUGGCGGAGAUCCCCCUGUACUUUGUGGACUUGCAGGAUGACUUAGACGACUAUGGAUUUGAAGACUAUGGCCCAGACUGUGACAGCAUGAGGGUGACAGCUUUCUUGGACAUCCCAGGCCAGGAUAACCUGCCUCCCCUCACUCGCCUGGAGAAGUAUGCUUUCAGUGAUAACGUCUUCAACCGUCAGAUUAUUGCCAGAGGGCUACUUGAUAUCUUCAGGGACUUCGGUAAUGAUGAAGAAGACUUCUUAACUGUCAUGGCAAUUGUGGUCAGAUUGUCAGAAGAUGCAGAGCCCACAGUGCGGACUGAGCUGAUGGAACAGAUUCCUCCUAUUGUCAUUUUUUUACAAGAAAACAGGUCAAAUUUUUCAAUGGUGUUCUCCGAAUAUCUCAUACCUAUUGUAGUGCGGUACCUCACCGAUCGAAACAAUCAGGUUAGAAAGUCAAGCCAGGAAGUGCUCUUGAUUCUUCUGGAGCAGGAUCUGAUUUUCCAGCACGAUAUUGAAAACAAAGUGUGUCCAAUCCUGCUGGCGCUCUCUGCCCCAGACAGUGACGACGAAUGCAAAGCUGAAGCCGUGAACAUCAUCUGCAAACUGGCUUCAGUGCUGAGCAAGAGCACAGUGGAACGCCUGCUGCUCCCUCGAUUCUGUGAAUUAUGUGGUGAUGGGAAGCUCUUUCAAGUUCGGAAGGUAUGUGCUACAAAUUUUGGUGAUAUUUGUCACGCCGUUGGACAAGAAGCCACUGAGAAAUUUUUGAUCCCAAAGUUCUUUGAGCUCUGCUCAGAUAAUGUGUGGGGGAUGCGAAAGGCCUGUGCGGAGUGCUUCAUGGCGGUGUCCUACAACACAUCCCCCGAGGUGCGCAGAGCCCAGCUGUCCCCUCUCUUCAUCCGCCUGGUCAGCGACUCCUGUCGAUGGGUGCGCCAGGCUGCCUUUCAGUCCCUGGGCCCCUUCAUUUCCACCUUUGCAAACCCCUCCAGGGCUGGCCUCUAUAUUCGAGAGGAUGGCAGUCUGAGCAUCAGGUCAUCACCUCAGAGUGCGGGGUCCAACUUCAUGUGCAGGUCAGCCAGUGCCCGCAACUGUGUUGACGCCACCUCAGCCUGUUCAACACAGCCAAGGCAGAUAGAGGCACAUCCACCCAUGGGAGGCCCAUCAGGGGGCACCAGUGGUUUCCUGCACGUCAAGAGCUCCUGUGAUGGCCCAAUGGAAAACCCAAUGGAAGACUCCGGCCUGGCUGAAGCCGAGGUGACCAGUGCCUUCUCGAAGCUCCCUGAUAUUAACAACCUCCCCAUCAGCAGUCACCCUGCACCUGGUUCCUGGCCCUGCCCAGGGAGACCUGAGGAUGCAUUCAGUAAUUUCCUUUAUUGGCGAACUCCUCUCCCUGACAUAAGCCAGGACUUGGAGUUGUUUCUGAGUGCGGCUGUGCCACAGCAAGAAGGCCGCUGCAGAUCUGAGCCCGUGUGCGGCCGCUAUGUGGCCAGGAGCGAGAUUCAGAAAGUCCUCGACAGUUUGCAGGAGCACAUGAUGAACAAUCCAGAUGUUCAAGCUCAAGUUCAGGUGCUAUCAGCUGCACUGAGAGCCGCACAGCUGGACUCUGUGAGUGAGCCCGAACGCCCGCUGGCAGACAAUCUGAGUGCAGUGUCCCUUUUAGAUCCCAAGCCGGCCUCUGACAGCUGGCCGGCUCCAUCGGCCUCGUCCCUGCAGAGUGAGCCCUCCGUGGCCAGGAUAUUACCAAGCACAAAUCCAGGCGAGCCCUGCCAUGGAACCCGUGACCAUCUGGGGACCCUGCAGAGGCAUGACCCCGUCCCACUUGAGGAGAAUAAAUCUAAACUACAGGAUAUUAUUCCUCAGCCCCUGUUGGAUGAGUAUGUGUCGAUGACCGACCCAGCUCGAGCCCAGACUGUUGAUAGUGACAUAGCCAAGCACUGUGCAUACAGCCUCCCAGGGGUGGCGCUCACGCUGGGCAGGCAGAAUUGGCACUGCCUGAAGGAUACAUACGCAACACUUGCUUCCGACGUGAAGUGGAAGGUACGUAGGACCCUGGCCUUCUCCAUCCAUGAGCUGGCUGUGAUUCUCGGGGAUCAGUUAACGGCUGCUGACCUGGUACCCAUCUUCAAUGGAUUUUUAAAAGACCUGGAUGAAGUACGAAUAGGAGUUCUUAAACACCUGUAUGAUUUCCUAAAGUUGCUUCAUGAAGACAAGAGGAGAGAAUAUCUUUAUCAGCUUCAAGAAUUUGUAGUGACCGAUAACAGCAGGAAUUGGAGGUUUCGAUAUGAACUAGCAGAGCAGCUGAUACUGAUUUUGGAACUCUAUAAUCCCAAUGAGGUUUAUGAUUAUUUAAUGCACAUUGCCUUAAAGCUGUGUGCAGAUAAAGUUUCCGAAGUGCGGUGGAUCUCCUUCAGACUAGUUGUGGCAAUUCUGCAGAAGUUCUAUUCAAACAGUGAAAGUGCUUUGGGGGUAAAUUUCAUCAAUGAACUCAUCCUAAGGUUCCGGCACUGUUCAAAGUGGGUCGGAAGGCAAGCUUUUGCUUUCAUUUGCCAGGCAGUGGUGAGUGAGGAGUGUAUCCCUGUGGACCAGUUUGUUGAACUCUUACUCCCCAGCCUGCUGAGCCUUGCCUCAGACCCUGUGCCCAAUGUCAGGGUGCUGCUCGCCAAAGCUCUGAGGCAGACACUCUUGGACAAGGCAUACUUUAGAAAUGCCGGCCACCCUCAUCUUAAAGUCGUUGAAGAGACCAUCUUAGCUUUGCAGUCAGACCGGGACCCAGAUGUCUCCUUUUUUGCCACCCUGAAGCCAAAGCGGGGGAAUCUUGUGGACACUACCAUGCUGGGGAAACAGAAUUGAGCUCUGGGAUUGCUCACAAUCGUUCCUUCUGUACUCGGGGCACAUUUCUCAUGUAAUCGGACCUGCUGAGGGAGGGAAGCUUCUGAAACUCUGACAUCACACAAAUGACCCCUUUCCCACAUGCAGUCCUGGGACUGCACCUGGGACCGGCCUGUGCCAUGCUUCGGCGCCUCACCUACCUGAUCCAGGGUCUGAAAGGUCCUAGAACCAGGUGGUUAAGUGGGUGUGGGGCCUCCAUAGCCUCAGGUUACUCAUAAGCAGUUUGUUUUCUCUAUUAUAGACUAUAUUAUUUAAAGCCUCCCCAAAUAAAGUAGUUUAUUAGAAGUUUUUCAGUCUUUAAAGACUUGCACAUUUGGCUGCCUUAUGCUUUCCUAUAAAAUGUAGUUUAUGGUAUUAUAUUUAAUUUUUAUCUGAAAUGCUGUACAUAUGUAAAUAACUCUUGACAGGAAGAAAAGAUAUUAAUGUAAUAUUAGCCUCCUAUCAGUGAACAAAACAAAUACAUCAUUUAAAUUUAUGCUCCACUUUGAGUUGUGGCAAAUAUAGCCCAAUUUGUUUACUUUUGAAAAAUGCGAUAGUUAAAGAAGUCUACUAAAGAAUGAUUUGUGGCAAUCUUUCUAAUGUUGUAUGUUUGUUAUAAACUCUGGAACUUUUCUUCACCCCCUUCCCUUCUUGUAGGAUUGUAGCCAUAAAGCUAUGUGUUGGUCUUUGAUAGAGGUAUAUUGCAGAAAGAAUUCAUUUUUAGGUGGAUAUAGUAUCAUAUGCUUAAGAACUCAAGAGGGAAAUUGGUCAUUGAGAUGCAUGGACAUUGCCUUUAUACUUAAUGCUUUAGAAUCUUAACCAAAAAAAAAAAAAAAAAAAAGGAAACCAGUU